AUCAUAUUGUCUUUCUGUUCCAAACUUGUAAACAUAAUGGAAUUUUUGAUAAAAUCCGUGAUAAAUAUUCGUUGGCUCUUCGAUACAAUCUUACGUUUAGUUCAAUCUAACUAUUUAAUAAUACUAAUUGUAAUUGGUAUAAUUUCUGUCUGCUUAUACUGGCUUUUUUUUGUGCCUUUAAAUUGGAAUAAGCAUGUUGAUGACUGGCUCUGUCAAAAAGGUGAUAAUGGGUACCGUGGAAAAUAUAAGUGCGCUACAAUCAAUCGACUACGCAAAGCACGUAAAGUUGGAGCAAAGGAGCUGCCACCUCCAUAUCCAAAUGGUUGGUACGGAAUUCUCGAAUCGUCGUCUAUUAAGCCAGGUGAAUCAACAUUUGUUUCCUGCUUGGGAGAGCAAUUUGUUGUUUUCCGCUCUGAAGAGGGUACAGCCUUUAUUCUUGACGCAUACUGCCCACAUUUAGGAGCGAACUUGGGUAUUGGUGGUCGUAUUAAUGGAGAUACUAUAAUAUGCCCAUUUCACCAGUGGAGUUUUCAAGGCACAGAUGGAUUGUGUACUAAUAUUCCCUAUAGCAAAAAUAUUCCUCCCGCUACAAGAAUAAGAAAAUGGAUAUCUACUGAACAAAAUGGUUUUGUAUUCCUCUGGUACAACGCUGAAAGUUCCGAGUUACCAUGGACUUUACCCAUAUCUCCGGAAGUUGAAAACAAUGGGUUCGUUUAUCAAGGGCGCAAUGAAUUUUUAGUAAACUGUCAUAUACAAGAAAUACCUGAAAAUGGAGCAGAUCUUGCACAUUUUAAGGCAAUACACAACGAAAGUAUUAUCGCAGGAGGAUAUAAUCCAAAGAAUAGCAUUUUUCGAUGGCUUGGACAACAUAGCUGGCAUGCGAGCUGGGAUUAUACAAGGGAAAAGCAUAUUGCCGAAAUAAGAUUAAAGCACUCAUUAAAAUUUUAUCAGAAAAUAAACCUUUUUGAAAUUGAUGUUGUAGGCAAGCAGAUUGGUCCUGCAUUCGUACAUCUGACUCUUAAGUCGUCUAUAUUUGGGGAAUGUCAAAUUUUUCAAACAGUAACUCCAAUUGAACCCUUGGUACAGAAGGUGGUUCAUAGAUUUUAUGCUACCCGAAAGAUGUCCCCAAUAUUAAAAAUCUUAAUAUACGGCGAAAGCGUUAUGUUUGAGCGUGAUAUGAAUAUGUGGAACCAAAAGCUGUAUCGCAAAUCUCCUAUUCUAGUGCCGGAAGAUGCUUCCAUUAAGAAGUUUAGAAAAUGGUAUGCCCAGUUUUACACUGAAAACAGCAAAGUUUUUGGAUUAAGGGAUAACAAUGAUUGGUAGGGAACAAAAAACUUAGCAAUAUAAUCUCAAAAGGCCGUUAGCAAAUAAAGUUUCCAUCUAAUAGGUUA
This is a messenger RNA of Drosophila busckii, 1391 nucleotides long. RefSeq names its product cholesterol 7-desaturase (gene nvd). Lineage: Eukaryota; Metazoa; Arthropoda; Insecta; Diptera; Drosophilidae. Gene Ontology annotation, biological process: chlorophyll biosynthetic process; cholesterol metabolic process. The transcript is spliced from 6 exons. The coding region runs from base 37 to 1323 and encodes 428 amino acids. Gene Ontology annotation, cellular component: chloroplast. Gene Ontology annotation, molecular function: chlorophyllide a oxygenase activity; 2 iron, 2 sulfur cluster binding. The record is from RefSeq and is a predicted model, not a curated record.